This is a messenger RNA of Prunus dulcis (almond), 1734 nucleotides long. RefSeq lists its product as uncharacterized. NCBI's taxonomy places the organism in Eukaryota, Viridiplantae, Streptophyta, Magnoliopsida, Rosales, Rosaceae. Bases 1223 to 1675 code for a protein of 150 amino acids. The transcript has 2 exons. The record is from RefSeq and is a predicted model, not a curated record.
CGUCUGUUUCCCAUUUUUCAGCCGUCAACAAAGCCAUAGAUUUCUAAAACCUGGGAUUCAUCUACUGAAUUCACCUUUUCCUCUCUUUACCCUUUCUAUAUAUACAAGCAAGAUCAAUACAAAAGCAAAACUGAUUAAAAAAAAACAAUUGCGACCCAAGAUUUUUUGUUGCUUUGAAAAUUCAUCUGUGGGAUAUUAUCACCUGGGCAUGAGCUUGAGGGACGUGAGUAGAGUGGUGUACCAGGCAGGGAUGAGGGUUACGCAGGGGGUCAAAGAGCAGGCUCCCAAGUGUGGUGGUUCAUCAUCUUCUUCUUCUUCAUCUUCCUCUUCAAAGCAGGCAUGGCGUUUCUCUUCAUCUGUUGAUUCGGGUGCUUUCAAGGCUGCCAACAGUGACAAGGUUAAGCAAGCAGAGGAGUCUCUCAGGACUGUCAUGUACUUGAGCUGUUGGGGUCCUAACUGAUCAGCGGUGGCGUUUUACUCUUUAAUCUAAACCAAAGCAAGCGGCUACAAACGAGAUUAAUCAAAUUUGAGAGGUGUCUUGCUUUUAGCUCUUCAGCUUAGUGCUUUUUGGUGUAAAUUUUGAUGGGAGAGGUGUAAAUUUCUUUUGUGUAGUUUGUAUGUAUGUAUAUUAUUUACCCUUACCCCUUUCUAUCAAAUUUCAAGUCAAUAUCCUAUCGGUUUGAAAAAUGAGUCCAAUUGCAAGGUUGAGUUCAGGUAGUUAGUUAAGGCAAUAUGUAAGUUUCUUUACGCUAGAAUUCGAUCUCUCUCUCUUUUUAAUCGCUUGAAUCUCAAUGUAUGUGAGCAAAACUACCGUAUUUAUUACACAAAAUGAAUGAAAAUUGAAAAGUUAAGGACAUUGGGAAAACUCAAAAUCUAUUGGUAUGAUAAAUAAUUUAGGGCUAUGAUGACUUGGAUUAAAACGUGGAUGAAUUCAGUGGUUAUAGAUCAACUUAUGCAUAGCAAAAUUCCAUGGGCUCAUUUUAGAGAGGGGGAGUUCAAUUAUGUUCACUAUAGCCCAAGCCAAACCCAUUCAUGCUGCAAGCCCAAUCUAAUCUGCUACCAAACCACCUUCUCUGGUCUCCGCCACAAAUAAAAAAUCUUUCAAAAUAAAAGCGAUAAGCUUCUCUUCCCCUGUUCUUCUUCUUGCUCUUGUCUUGCCACUACGAACACGCGCAUUUACCUCAAGAAACAGAGCAAAACCCUUCACCUAAAAUCAGAUAACAUGUUCUCGCUCAAGCUUUGCAAAAGCCACCAUAACUCACCCUUCCUCUCAAACCCUCAUCAACUUCAACAAGAAGCAAAAACUCGAAGUGCCCAUUUUGCACCAUGCAAAAUACUUAGCCCCAAUAGAAGAAAACUUGGCGUGAGAGCAAGUAGCAGUGGACAAGGAGGAGAAGCAGCUGAGAAGAAAAGCAGCGAAAGACGACCUUUCUUAACCCUAGAAGAAGCUGGUCUAGUGGAAAUAUCUGGUCUCAGCACUCACGAGAGGUUCCUAUGUCGUUUAACGAUAUCGUCUUUGAAUCUGCUGAGAGUGAUAUCAGAGCAAGAAGGUUGCCCAAUUGAGGAGCUAAAUGCUGGCAAGGUAUGCGACUGGUUUGUGAAGGAUAAGCUGAAAAGAGAGCAGAACUUAGACUCUGCUGUCCUUCAAUGGGAUGAUUCUUCCGAGCUUCUCUAACUAAACAAGACUUUGUAAAAACGACAUCCAGUUUUGAAUAAAACGCUUGCUUGGCUCAA